AUGUCGAAGCCAUUUGACCCGGAGACGGCGGAGAAUCUGGAGGAUAUGGAGAAGCAGUUCGCGGUGAAGGCCGUCGAACAUUUGAUGACAUACUGGGCGAUUCUCGAGAAGGUCCGCGGUUCGCAGCUCAGAUUAACAAAGAUGGACGACGAUAUCUACGAGCACUUCAAGAGGGAAUUUCCUGACUUCGAUCCUGCCGCACCCAUUAACGAGGAUAGUAUGAAGAGCAAGGAGGGCAAGGAAAAGUGGCGGAAAUUUAUCAACGAGUACGAGAAGAAGAUUAGCGACUACAACUUCGGGACCAUACUCAGAACCAGUCCCGGUGUCGAGUAUGAUCAAGAGACAACCAUUUUCGCAAUGCGUAUGCAAUUCUACGCUGUCGAGAUUGCUCGAAACCGGGCCGGUCUGAAUGACUGGAUCUAUGAGAGGGCUCAUCCAGAAGAGAAAAAGGCCAGCUCGUAA
Molecule: messenger RNA, 462 nt
Organism: Aspergillus udagawae
Lineage: Eukaryota; Fungi; Ascomycota; Eurotiomycetes; Eurotiales; Aspergillaceae
Product: polysaccharide biosynthesis domain-containing protein
Exons: 5
Coding region: 1-462 (153 amino acids)
Cellular component (GO): cytoplasm
Source: RefSeq, a predicted model, not a curated record